Botrytis cinerea B05.10 is the source of this 2409-nucleotide messenger RNA. RefSeq lists its product as hypothetical. The transcript is spliced from 7 exons. NCBI's taxonomy places the organism in Eukaryota, Fungi, Ascomycota, Leotiomycetes, Helotiales, Sclerotiniaceae. The coding region runs from base 1 to 2409 and encodes 802 amino acids. The record is from RefSeq and is a predicted model, not a curated record.
AUGGUAUCUCCUGAAGCACUCCAGGUUUCCCUUCGAAAACGUGAUGGUACACACUGGGAGAUGCUCGACUGUGAGAACACCAAAUCAGAAGAGAGCCAGAUCGUCUGGAUGUUUUGUAACGACGAUUCUCCUAAUUCAAACUGUAAUAAGAUUUACCUUGGCCACGGUGUCCCUGGUACCAUUUUAGAUAUGCCCAAUGGAUGUAGCCCUGGACCAUAUGCGGUUGCUGUGAACAUGGUGCCUUCCAAGAACCAGGUUCCGCGCGAUCUUGGCGACACUCAAUGGCGACUUGAUUAUAGCAAUGAAGAAGGUUAUUGGGAUACCGUUGUCGACUCACCGGGAAUGAGACGUCGCAAGCGAUCAUUCGAAGAGCAAAGAGGCAAUCACCGGGAAUUCCUUGAAGAGUCUUGGCAUGCAGAUUUGAGUGACCACCGCUCCGGUCUUCUUACUCGCGAUGAGCUUCAUGCCCGGUGGUUCGGCAGUGAUGCUAUUGCCUGGCUGAAGCAACUGUUUACAGUCGAAGUCAGUACGUCCCCUAUUACGCACUCUGUUUCCGAGACAUUGAACGUUAUCCUUCUGGAUGAAACAUACCAAUGCACUAUUAGUGACGUAGACGUCUCUGCAAAGCUCCUUGUCGAAGCCCAGACUAGUGUUGACAUCGAUACUUCAUUCGGACUCACAAUGAUUGCUACACUAGGUAUCAAAGUGGAUCUCAGUGGAUCUUAUCUAUGGUUUAAGAACUCGGGCACUGUAGAGGCUCUCUUCAUGAUUGAUGCACUCGUCAGUGCCCAGUACGACACUGGAGAUGUUGAGCUGUUUGGCCUUGAGAACUUUGGUGCUACGUUUGCUAUACCGGGAAUCGUCACUGUAGGACCCAAUUUCAAGCUUGGUCAAUUCGAAGCACACGUCGCGCUGGCAGAUUGGGACACGCAACUCGCAUUCCCGGAUCAAGAGAGCGACGCUGAUCCUAAAAGCACCGAUAGUCCCGGCACUAAUGGAACACAGGAAGUUAGCAAGCCAACAAUUGACUGGAGCGUUAAUACUAAUGGUCAGAUUACAGCACACGUCAAACCGGUAGCCAGCUUUGGAAUUGACUUUAACUCCAAUUUUAUUAGUCUUCCGUCGACGACUAUUAACCUUGUAGCCGAUGGUUGGGUAACAGCCUAUGCUUCCGCCGUUUACAGUCCCACUGACGCAGACUUUUGUUACGGAGCCAAUGUAGGUGCCUCACUUUACGUUUCCCUCGACGUGCCACCGCCUCUGCAAUGGGCAUUGCCGGGUGGGGUUUCACAAUACCCCUUAUGGUCAUCACCCCAGUAUGCCAUUAUUGAACCAACGUGCUCGGCGACCGAACCGAACACCACUAGUCACACAAAACGAGACUUACUCGACGAAGAAAGCUAUGGAUCCGCCGCAGACUUCCCUUAUAACAGGGAAUCGCGAUUGAAUGAAAGGAGUGUGACUGUCGGGCCGUUAUUGCGUACCGACUCGACGCUGGCAUCAAAGAGAUGGAAGUAUGCAGCACUCAAAAUGCGACAAAGCGACGACGACGACGACACCGGCGAAAGUUGCGUAGCCUCGUACCCAUCUCCUAAUGAUGACCAAGUCGCGUGUACUUACGCUUCCUAUUCGGCAAAGAGAUAUCUCGAGGAGUCCGGCAACGGUUGGUCCUGGCCGAUUACUGACUGGCUCCAAGGCACUCCGACAGAAAAUGCCUUGGAGAAGCGUCUCACGCCAAAGACGGCGAUGGCUACUCUAAAUUCAGACCUUUAUACCAUUGAGAUAGGCCAAUACAAGGAGUGUGCAGAGGCUCAGAGGGAUUCUGGCAUCGAUAAGAAUUUCCUCUUCGACAAUAGCGGGGCCGCGUGUAUACCCAAUAUAGUUCAGCUUACCAAUUCCGCGGCGAAGCAGGUUGUGCCCGGCUUGAACUUUGAAAGGAGUAGCGCUACAUUACCCGGCGGAUGGGUGAUGCCGUCGGCCAAUUGGGUCGCAAAGGCCAUCAUGGGAGAUGCAGACUUCGGCACUCCAUUCAAGAUGCACAGCGCGCAGCUCAAAACACGCACCCAGGCAGAUGGGUCCGAGUUUCCCAUCAACGUGAUGACAUACGGCUUCGGGCGUUCGGACGGCGUGUACGCUGGGACGCGGCUAACAAAGGCGCGCACGCAAGCCAACUUAGCCCUAUUGGUCGCCGAAGUCAAUGGAGACAAGGGAACAUGGUUCCGGCUGGCAAAUCCGGCAAUCGUCGUAAACAACAAGAGAAUGUCACAGGAAAAUAUUCGUAAUGCUGCCGGUGUCUUUAAUUACCUUGCAUUUGCACCACCUGGUGGCGAUGCCAUUUGGAACAAGUGGAUGCGCGUCUCUAAUUGGAUUGACCUAACGUGUUAUGUAUUCGACACGGAGUACCAAUAG